Messenger RNA from Notothenia coriiceps (black rockcod), 3418 nucleotides. RefSeq names its product ubiquitin-associated and SH3 domain-containing protein B-like. The transcript has 7 exons. NCBI's taxonomy places the organism in Eukaryota, Metazoa, Chordata, Actinopteri, Perciformes, Nototheniidae. The record is from RefSeq and is a predicted model, not a curated record. Bases 71 to 835 code for a protein of 254 amino acids.
CCUGCGGAUAAGUAGCAGUCAUUCUAGGCAGCCCAAGCGGACGCUCUUCGUCUGUCGGCAUGGGGAGAGGAUGGACGUGGUGUACGGAAAACACUGGCACUCCCUCUGCUCCGACAGUAAAGGCAGAUAUGUACGCUCCAAUCUGAACAUGCCUCCCAGUUUGCCGCUGUGGGGGGGGCAGAGAGAUUACGACAUGGACGCUCCCAUCACUGUGAUCGGAUCCACACAGGCUCGACUUGUGGGUGAGGCUCUGUUAGAGAGUAACACAGUGAUCGACUUUGUGUACUGUUCUCCUUCUCUGCGAUGUGUCCAGACUGCACAGAACAUCCUGAAAGGUCUGCAGCAGGAUGGUAAGCUGAAGGUGCGAGUGGAACCGGGGCUUUUUGAGUGGACCAAGUGGGUUUCGGGGACCUCCCUGCCUGCGUGGAUCCCCCCCACUGACCUGGCUGCAGCGCACUUCAGUGUGGACACAACAUACAGACCUCUGAUCCCAGUCAGCAAGCUCAGUGUGUCCGAACCUUACGAGACCUACAUGAGCCGGAGCUACCAAGUGACCAAAGAUAUCCUGUCAGACUGCAGAAACACUGGAAACAACGUGCUGAUUGUAGCCCACGCGUCUUCCUUAGAGGCGUGCACACGGCAGCUGCAGGGCCGCGGCCCACAGAGCGCCAAGGACUUCAUCCAAGUAGUCCGAAAGAUCCCCUACCUGGGCUUCUGUUCCUGUGAGGAGCAGGGAGACACAGGGGUUUGGCAGUUAGUGGACCCUCCCAUCCUCCCCCUCACACACGGACCAAACCACUCCUUGGACUGGAGGGAGACACUGAUGCAAGAAUGACAUGUGAUCUGAACUCUGUCCCACCUGAUCAGACUGUGCUCCUUCCCCUCCACUGACUGCAGGAACAAGUUUCAGACCAGUGCCACUCAAAUACUGGAAGCUUUCUUUUUUCCGCCUCUUCACACAGCUGGUGGCUCAUCAGUGAGCCAUGAAAAAGCUUCCUGCCUGAAUAUGAAGAAAAGUCGCAGCCGAUUAAUGGUUGUCGAACUGACUGAUCUGGCUCUGAGGCUGGAUUAAACAACGAUUUAACAAAUGUCCACUUACAAUAAUUACAGUAUUGCAUUUUUAUUUUUGCAGGUAGAGUGAGAUUGAAUUAGUCUGGCAGGACGGGUGUUGGCUGCACUGCGUGGGAGAGCUCUCACUGAACACCAGCUGACUUCGUCAGCCCAGUCUCAGAACAUUUUGUGAAAUAAGCGCAUUUUAUAACAGAUAAUAUUGUCCUAUGUGUAAAGAAACAUAAUUUAUUACAAACAAAAAUGCCUGAAAAUUUAGUUUUGUUGUUGUUGUUUUUAUAAACAAAUAACUGUAUGAAUGCAGAAUCUUGAGGCAACAUGACAAGAUUUUGUUAUUGCAUCGCAUUUUGAGCAGUAUUGACCAAUUAUUUGUUUGCGUGCUUUGCUGGCACCCAGGUAAAAAGACUGUGUUGAGAGUGUAAGAGCGGAACGCAUUACCUCCCUCCCAUUUUUGAAGUCAUCAACCGUUUUCUGACGACUAUUUCCUUUUUCUUAAAUAAAAAAAUAGGUUAAGUGAACUACUUCUUAAACAACCUGGUCGCAGAAGUCAUCUCUUAACUCCAACGUAAUUUCAAUGUCUCAAUUUGCUAACAUUACUGAGGCUUCUCUCAAAAUGAGCAUGCCUUAUAGGCUAAUUCAAUUCGAAAUUAUCAGACUGAUGUCACUGCAAAUUUAGCUACCUAUUUUUUUCUCAUUUACACUUGAAUUUAGACUAUAUCUUGCAGGCUAAGUUCCCCUCAAUAAAAUAUGUAUUUCACAUUUAGUGGUUCCCUAAAUAUGAACUGGAUAACUCAAAACUCAAAUUGGUUGACUUUACUAAACCUAGCUUACUAACAUUAAACAUUAGCUGUAAGCAUACAAGAGUAUACAUUUAAAGCCAUUACAAUUAAUUGAAUUAAAUGUUCAAAUUAGGUCUUUAGUAAUUAUAUGAAUUAUUGACGUCAUUAUAUAUUUGCAUUUAAUGCAUUACCUGACAUGCUUGUUAGCUUACUAAAAUGUUAACCAUGGUGGCUUGACACGUUGUUCUUUAACAACAAAUAUAUUGUGUACACCCAUGUCAUAACCACAAGCUCAUGAGUACCAUCUGACAGCAGCAUUAGUUCCAACAUACUGUACAGUAUCUCAGAUGCUAAACCUUGUAGCACUUGCUUUUUACUUAGGAUACUGUAAACCAUUUUGACUUGGCAGUAUUUAAACCCCACUAAACAAACAAUAACAACAAACAAAUUUGCCUCAGAAAUUGGGUUUCUGGUGUGUAAUGCAGAUUACAAUCUCAGUGGGUUUCAUUUGUAUGGCUAUAGAUGUGGUGGUUUCAGGUAGAUCUUUAGUCCAAUGUAACUGAAAGUUUGCACAACUUUAUUUUUGACUAUGUGCUUAGUUCACAAAAUUGAAUGAGACUGUAAAGAGAGUGUAAUAUCAUACAGUAAAAUCCCUGCUUCUGUGUACAGAUCCCAGCAGCAUAUUCACCGUUCAUUCACACCGCUGCUUGCCCUUGUUCAGUGAGGGAAAACAUAUCAGUGCUGGCUUCACGUCUUCAUCAGGGAAUCGCAUAUUUUGGUAGCACAUCCAGUACAGCAGUGUCUUCUGUUAUUAAUGUAUUGUAUGUAAAAGGAACAGUAACUAUAUAACAGCACAACCUGCACUAUUGACAAUCAUACGGUAACUGCUUAAUUCUGUUCCGAUUUUUUCUUUUGUAAGUUUGAGUUUGGUAAAUGUUCUUCAAAAUUCAGAGUAGCUGUAAAUAAUCAUAUUUUAGGGAAAAAAGUCUUCCAGUUGCAUUUUUAUUUAUUUAUCAACCUUUGAUUCAGAUGUUACAAGCAAACAUAUUAACAGCAUGCACAAUUUUUAUGAUCGGUAUCUCAGGUGUUGACUGCAUUUAAGACAUGUUCCAGUAAUUGAGUGACUGUUGUUGUGAGUGCCUGUUGGGAAUAAAGGGAUGUCUCCUGAUGUUCUGACUUUCUACCCUGGUGCAGAAAAAGAAGCCGUUUUAAAGGAUCAGUACGUUUGUGAGACGGUUCUCAUCACAGCCUUGUUGAUGAGAACAUCUCAAUUCAGGGUAAAUUUGUUUUGCCUUUUAGAGUCAUUUUGCAGAAUUGAAAAUGAUGUGUCCUGUCUAUGACAUGAGUUGCUUCUAAAGCCAUUAUGAUGGGAAUUUAUAGUGAUUCAAUAUAUAUGUAAGUUUCCUCGCUAUGAAAUGUUCUCAGACCGAAGGGAGUCGCCCUGACCAUUGUCAGGCAAUUAUCAUAUGGAUGUUAAUUUUAAUUAACAUGCUGUGCUUCUCCUUCUGUCUGCCCCCAACCAAUUUAGGACUAAUGUGGAUUGCCUUCCUUCCUGUGUCUCAUCUCUAUAA